Messenger RNA from Gamsiella multidivaricata, 3242 nucleotides. RefSeq lists its product as uncharacterized. The transcript is spliced from 5 exons. Bases 105 to 3140 code for a protein of 1011 amino acids. Lineage: Eukaryota; Fungi; Mortierellomycota; Mortierellomycetes; Mortierellales; Mortierellaceae. The record is from RefSeq and is a predicted model, not a curated record.
AAUAGGUCGCGCUCCAUUUCUUGCAUUCUCAAUGCCAUGUCUCGCACAACAAUGUACAAUUGGGCUCUAUUUUUGUCUCGAACGGCCGAUGGGUCCUUGGCGGCAUGGAGCUCACAGGAACGGCAGCGGAAUCCAUGGAGACGGGACUCACAUCGCUCCUAUCAAAGGAAUUGGUGCCGCCAGAAUACCAGGGACAGUCAUCGAAAAUGAGCUCAAAGGACAUGGAUACUGCCCAUGCCGUGGAUAUAUGGCAGUAUGGGAAGCUGGUCGAAACACUCAUCCAGUAUGGGCUACUUCAUAUUAAACCGAGUGCCCUUCCGCUGGAACGUAUGCUCAACGUUGAUCCUCGGAAACGGCCGCCUGGCGAUGUCAUCCUCGAGUCCGAUAUUUUUAUCCGCAACAACUCUGUCUCUGUCGUCCGCUACUGCCGACUCAAGGGGUUGGAAAAGGGCCAGAAUGCGGAAUGGAGCCAGACCAUUAUGCCAAAGCUUCAUAUGUUGGCACCAUCCAUCAUGGAGAAGCUCGUCCUUCCGCAGCUUUUAACGCAGGAGUUCUUUGCAGCGGAGGGAUUCGACAAAUUAUACAGGAAUCUGUUCACCCCGCAGCCGCCUCAGCCGCUCAUUUCUGAAGAGGUGUACCAGUCCCAAGUACUGCCAUUCAUGAUCAAACUCUGGACAUAUCGACAAGCUGACAUUCGCAUGACCAUUUUCCGUCUAUUUGAGGUGUACUUGAAGGCUGUUGUUUUGGGCGAAGGCGGAUCUGAAGUUCUCGUACAGAUCAUUAUGCCAGAGAUUUUGUCAGGACUUCAGGAUGCGGAUCCCAAAGUGUACCUGGCAUCGCUCUGCGGCCUGGCCACCGCGAUCCCUUACGCACUUUUGGUGACAACUCUUGGGGAUACGGACAUGAGCAAACAAAAAAUCUCCAUCAAGACGCUAUAUGAGCAGACACUGAUUCCUCAAAUCAUGGCCUUCUGGAUCUCGGAGGAUUGUACACAGGAAUCAAAGGUGCAGGUAGUCGAGGUCAUCAUGGGCAUGUGGUCCUCGAUUUACACCCUUGGCCUGUACAAUCACCCAGCUGUCAAGGAUAUAAGCGCACCUCUCACCAUCGCCCUCGUCUCCGUUCUCAAGAUUACGCCUGUCAGCGAGCGGGUGGAACUCAUCUCGAAAUCGUUCACCAAGCAUUGCACCAGCGGAUUAUUCUGCAUCAGCGGUCUACUGAAGUUUCUUCCACAAUUUUUACUUGACGAUGAUUUGCAGGUCCGCGAAGCUGCCGCAAAUGCCAUCUCGACGGUGGCGCACCAGGCAAUCACGUUGGUAUCUCAGCCAGAUCUAGCGGUUGAGCAACAGGAUCAACAGCAUCUUGCUGAAAGCGAUGCUAAUAAAACCAAUACAGAAGGAUCUUCCACGCCAAUGCCACCUGCACCUUCGCCUUCAUCAGCUCACUCAGUUCACGUCUCAAGGAUCCGUCAGUAUUGCGAAAAGCAACAGUCGCUCUUGCCACCAAGGCGACCUAUCUUCUCAAGGUCCAUAUUUACAGGGGAGAGGAGCCAUUCUAGCAGCUCAAUGAGGAGCUACAACGGGGUUGAUGUGAAGGGCGGCAACUUGAGUGCGGAUCUGCAGUCGAGUAGACGCUCAUCGAUCGUCUCACAGGAUUCUUUCAUGUUCUCGGAGCAGGGAUCACUCAAGACUCCGUCUUUGCUAACCCCCUCAUUGACACGGGCAGGGUCAUUUUCGGCUGAUUCGACGAGCCGGGAUACCCUUGUUAGCACACCUGGAUUGGACUCGCACUUGAGCAAGGCAAUGGAUAAACCAACACAGUUUUACGACCCUCGCGAGGAACUUAUACAGGAAUCAGGUACUGCUCUUGACGACCCUAUCGACCAUCAUGCUGAGGAAGUCACGCAAGAGGACACACAGGCAGCAGAUGAGCUUGAGCUAAUGAAGGCGUUGGAGGCUGCAAAAGCCGAAAUGAAGGUGCGUCAACUUCCAGUCGAGCAACGUCCACCUUCUAAAACGAGCAGUAUACCGCGAGGUGUGGAUAUCAAUCCCAGCAUUGCUGAUAACUCGACGGCGUUUGGAUGGGAUGAUGCCGGUGAUGAUGAGGGCGACGACUGGGACGCCGAGGAUUCGACUUCCUUGAACAGUCCUGCAAACCAAACCUCCUCACCAGCAGUGGAGCAUCAUGUGGAAGACGAAGCAACACUUCUGAAGCGUGAGAUGGAAAAGGCAGAGAAGCAGGAGCAGCUGCGCCAGAAGCGCGAUCAAAAGCAGCAGGAGAUGCAGGCUAAGCGUGAGGCCAGGCGACAGCAACUGGCGGAGAAGCAGAUCAAUAAGAAACCUUCAUCCAAUGGACUGAAGCUGGGAGCCGUUAAAGCAGCGCCAGUGUCAGCACCGUCAUCAGCAUCCGUAUCGGUAUCAGCAGCAAUAACGGCUUCCUCGAACUCUACAGCGGCACCGAAGCCGCUUUCUGGUCGCAGCAUGAUCCGACUACCCGAAGGUCCAACAGAAGAAAAGGAUGGUUGGGAUUCGGAUGAGAACCUCGAUAUGGGUGCGCUCGCAAACCAGCUUGGUGCUGCUGCGGCUGCAGAGGACGAUGAUCUGUUCAAGGACCUGGAAGUAUCAUAUAAAGCGCCGGUGUAUGUUGGUGGCACAUCGGUUGGCGCUGGUCCUUUGAAAUCCUCAACAUCUAUAUCCAUGUUGUCGUCGUCUUCCAAGACACUAUCGAGCUCUACAGGAACUAUUUCGACUACGAGGACACUCCAUGGUAGCGUCACGGCCACUACGAGUGCCGUAACCUCAGCACCUGCGAGAUCAGCCGCAGAUUCAGCAACAAUCAGACCAGCAGUCGCACCAGUUCCUGGAGGAUCGAUGUCUCCGAGCUCCGCAGGCUCUCAAAGCCGAAGAUCAAGUCCUGUAGAAAUGCCCCAGCGUGUCCCCUCACCACUUUUGAGAACGGCAAGCAACGGCAGUAUUAAUGGCAGCAACGGUAGCAAUGGCGUCGGUCAUGGCAAGACACUCGCUAUCUCUCCAGCUCUUGCCCCAACAACAGCACCAGCUUUGCCAAAGACGACUCCCUCAUUGGCAGUACAAGUGGAUGAGGCGGCAUUAGAGGAGGAUGGCUGGGGCAACGAUUGGGACUAGAGCCGGCAAAGAGAACAUCAUACCCUCCGCAAAUUGAAGCAGUUUGUUCGCUUACAGUGAUUUGCUUUUGACUAAUAAAAUAAUACUUUAUUCAAACGUCAG